UGUGUCUGUGUGCGCGUGCUCCGGGCGACUAUGCGCAUGCGCAGAUAAGUCGGCGCCGACCCCGGGCUGAGUGAUUGCAAUCGAUAUGCAGGACCCCAAUGCGGAUACAGAGUGGAAUGACAUCUUACGCAAAAAGGGCAUCUUGCCCCCCAAGGACAGUCUGCAAGACUCAGAACAGGAUGCAGAAGAGGAGCAGCGAGCCCUUCAGCAGUCAGUGGUAAAAACAUAUGAAGAUAUGACUUUGGAAGAACUCGAAGAUAAUGAAGAUGAAUUUAAUGAGGAGGAUGAACGUGCUAUUGAAAUGUAUAGGCAGCAGAGACUGGCCGAGUGGAAAGCAGCUCAGCUCAAGAAUCAGUUUGGAGAGGUUUUGGAAAUCUCUGGGAAGGAUUAUGUUCAGGAAGUCACCAAAGCCGGCAAGGGCUUGUGGGUUGUCCUGCACCUUUACAAACAAGGGAUUCCUCUCUGUGCCCUAAUCAAUCAGCAUUUCAGUGGACUUGCUCGAAAGUUUCCUAACGUCAAGUUUGUCAAAGCCAUCUCAACGACCUGCAUCCCCAAUUACCCAGACCGGAAUCUCCCCACAGUGUUUGUUUACCUGGAUGGGGACAUCAAGGCUCAGUACAUUGGCCCGCUGGUGUUCGGUGGCAUGAAUCUGACGAGAGACGAGCUGGAGUGGAAGUUGGCUGAGUCUGGGGCAGUCAAGACAGACUUGGAAGAGAACCCUAAGAAGCACAUUGAGGAUAUUCUGCUGUCGUCUGUGCGGGUCGGGGUCCCCAUGCGGGCAGGGAGCGACUCUGAGGAGGACUGAGUAAAGGCCACAGUGGGAUAUGUGAGCUGACGGAGCAUUGGAUCAUUAGAAGAACUUGGAGCUUGAGUCUUUGGUUUUAUAAUCAUGUUUCAAAUCUCACUGAGCUCAGAAUUGAUCACUGCUGGGAAUUCUUUCACAUUUUUUGGAAGCUUUAAAAUUAAUAGCAUUUAUUUAAUAAAAAGGUAAAAACCAA
Molecule: messenger RNA, 998 nt
Organism: Suncus etruscus (white-toothed pygmy shrew)
Lineage: Eukaryota; Metazoa; Chordata; Mammalia; Eulipotyphla; Soricidae
Gene: PDCL3
Product: phosducin like 3
Exons: 6
Coding region: 86-805 (239 amino acids)
Biological process (GO): angiogenesis; positive regulation of gene expression; protein folding
Cellular component (GO): cytoplasm
Source: RefSeq, a predicted model, not a curated record